Messenger RNA from Eucalyptus grandis, 1317 nucleotides. RefSeq names its product 1-(5-phosphoribosyl)-5-[(5-phosphoribosylamino)methylideneamino] imidazole-4-carboxamide isomerase, chloroplastic. The record is from RefSeq and is a predicted model, not a curated record. Gene Ontology annotation, molecular function: 1-(5-phosphoribosyl)-5-[(5-phosphoribosylamino)methylideneamino]imidazole-4-carboxamide isomerase activity. NCBI's taxonomy places the organism in Eukaryota, Viridiplantae, Streptophyta, Magnoliopsida, Myrtales, Myrtaceae. Gene Ontology annotation, biological process: L-tryptophan biosynthetic process; L-histidine biosynthetic process. Gene Ontology annotation, cellular component: cytoplasm.
GAAUUCCCUUCCCGUUUCGUGUCGUGGUUCUUCCGACGAGCAAGCCGACAGCAAAUAAAGAAGACAACCUCGAAAGCUCGAGUUCGACAUCGUACCUGGUAGCCUGAAAGGAGGAAAUCGAAAUACAGAGACAGAGGGCAAAAGAAGCUUCCGUCUUUCCAGUUUCAAAUCUAUAGUCUACAAGAAUGAGGAUGAGCAGCCUCCGCACCAGCUCGGUUCCCCAUCUCAGCUCGCCCCGUCUCGGCUUCUGCUCCUCGAUCGGCUCGCGCGACGGCUGCCGUUGUACCCCGACGAUGCCCAUUUCGAGAUCCUCCGCGCGGAUGUCCGUACGGUGCGCCGUUCGAUUCCGUCCUUGCAUCGAUAUACACAAGGGUAAAGUGAAACAAAUUGUAGGGUCGACCCUUUGUGAUUUGAAGGGCAAUGAAUCUGCUCCUGUGACCAAUUUUGAAUCAGACGUAUCUUCAGCAGAGUACGCAAAAUUAUACCAAGAAGAUGGGCUAGCAGGUGGUCAUGUCAUCAUGCUUGGAGCAGAUCCUCUAAGCAAUGCUGCAGCAAUUGAAGCAUUGCAUGCAUAUCCUGGCGGUCUGCAAGUAGGAGGUGGAAUCAAUUCAGAAAAUUGUCUGAAUUACAUAGAAGAAGGGGCAAGCCAUGUCAUUGUAACAUCGUAUGUGUUCAAUAAUGGACGAAUGGACCUUGAAAGGCUUAAGGAUCUUGUGCAUGUGGUGGGAAAAGACCGUCUGGUGUUGGAUCUUAGCUGCAGGAAGAAGGAGGGUAAAUAUGCAAUUGUCACUGACAGAUGGCAGAAAUUUAGUGAUGUGUAUCUGGAUGAGAAGAUAUUAGAGUUUCUUGCGAGCUAUGCUGAUGAGUUCUUGGUCCAUGGUGUUGACGUGGAAGGAAAAAAAUUAGGAAUUGAUGAAGAGCUUGUGGCUUUGCUUGGCAAGUACUCUCAGAUUCCGGUGACCUACGCAGGUGGUGUUACGGUAAUGGAAGAUCUGGAGAGGAUAAAAGUGGCCGGCAUGGGACGUGUGGAUGUGACGGUAGGAAGCGCUUUGGAUAUUUGGGGCAACUUGGCAUACAAAGACGUUGUGGCGUGGCAUGCUCAGCAGCAGGCUUUGCCUGUUUAAUCAUCUCUUGACAUUAUCUUGUGAUUCUCUGUAUCAAUUCAGCCAUUGGACAUGAUCGCGUGCAACUACCAAUAUUGGGUUCUUGCUCGCCUAUUCAGAAGAGGCUGUUUAUUACACUAAAGACCAUGUAGACAGUCGAGCUAUGAACCAGAUUGAGAGAGGCCUUAGUUUGGAUUGAGUUUGAUUUCUUAUU